UGGCGGCGGCAAACGGAGUGUGAAGUGUGUAACAGCAUUCCUCUUCCUCUGAGCGUGUGCAGAAGGUGAAGAAGACAGAGGCAAACACAGAAGCUCCAACAACUGGAACAGUGAGUCAUUUCCAGCCUUCGCAGCAGCUGGCGGAUCAUUUAGCCGACGUCCCGUCCCAUCCAGAGCCCAGGCACCGAGCCACAGCCUGUCCAGGUCGGAGUGACACUGAAUAUAAGACGAGGAUGUGGGCCACAACAGACUGAAUGGAAAGCCAACAAAUCACCUUUCUUCACCUGAACCCCUGAAACUAGAGGACCCUGCUGAUCCAAAAUGGCUUCUGUCAGGGUGUAUUUGUUGCUGGUGGUGCCGGUCGUCUGCAGUGGGAGUCUGAUCGUGGUGAACUCGGGUGUGGAGGUCAGCAGGGGUCGCUCUGUGUUUGUCACGGAGAAGGAGCUGAAGAUUGACGUGGAUCCGACCUCUGACUGUAAGGUGGAGGUGGUGAUGAACGAACCCAUCACUCAGAGAGUGGGGAGGCUGACUCCACAGGUGUUUGACUGCAGCUUCCUGCAGGAUGAGGUGAAGUACGUCCACAAUGGCAGUCCUCUGCUGGACGAGGACACGGUUCUGCUGAGAGUCUUCAGGUUCACAUCUUCAGACACACUGGUUGAGAUGGUGGUUCUGCUGGUGCGGGUGGUGGACUCAGGGCCCGGUGCGGUCGCAUUAGGCAGCGCUCCCCUAGUGGUUCCUCAGUUCUAUGGCCUGUCCAACACCAUCGACAGUGCCGUAUUGAACAUCACGACCAGAGCCGACCUGCUCUGCACCGUCAGGCUGAUCACCACCGACACCAGCGUCCCCGCUUUGGGUCGGCUGGUGACGGAAGAGGACUCCAUACAGAGGAAGGGCAGAGAAACGACAGCGCUCUGUACCGGAAACAAACCCUGUCUUCACCACACCAAGGAGGUUAAUUUCCUCAAAACCAGCUGCCAGGACUUUCUGAGCUCCGGGCUAAAGUACCAGCACCUCAGCCCUCCAUCACCGGAGAUCGACUACAUCCCCAUCAGGGUGGAGCUGCGGGAGCAGGCCACCAGGGCCCUGCUGGAGUCAGAAGCGGUAUGGUUGCCGGUUCUGAUCCAUGGCGCGAUGCCAAACCAACCGCCCCAAGCUGCUUUCAUGGCCUCCUUCAUCCUGGAGGUGGACCAGUUCAUUCUCACCCCUAUCACCACUGCCACCCUGGAUGCCAAAGACCACGAGACACCACAGGAGAGGCUGGUCUUCAAUAUCACCGUUCAGCCUACUGAGGGCUUCAUCACCCACCUGGAUGACCACACCAAGCUGAUCACGUCCUUCACCUGGCUGGACCUCCACGAGAUGAAGGUGGCCUACCAGCCGCCCAAUAGUAGCCAAUCACAGCGCAGGAACUAUGAGGUUGAGUUCCAGGCUAUAGACGGCUCCUAUAUGACCAGCCCGCCCAUCACGGUCCAUAUCUCCAUCAGAGCAGCCGAAACACACGCACCGAGAGUGUCUUGGAACAUGGGUCUGGACCUGUUAGAGGGUCAGUCCCGAACAAUCACAUGGGAGGAGCUGCAGAUCGUCGACAACGACAACAUCGAUGGUGUCUACCUGGUGGCUGUGGACGGGCCUCUACACGGGCGUCUCAGUGUCAGAGGUGGGAAGGCGUUCAUGUUCCGUGUGCAGGACCUGAGGGAGGGCAUGGUCGUCUACCAUCACUCUGACAGUGACACCACCCGUGACCACAUCAUCUUCCGCAUCAGUGACGGCCGCCACAGCAUACGUCACAAGUUCCCCAUCAACAUCCUGCCCAAAGAUGACUCUCCACCCUUCCUCAUCAACAAUGUGGCAGUGGAGGUGCAGGAGGGCGGUGCGGUGCAGGUGGAGGAGUACAUGCUGUUAGCCUCCGACUUGGACUCCAGUGACGACUACAUCCUCUACCAGAUAGUCUCCAGCCCCCGGGCUGGCCAACUAGUCAGGAAGACCUCCACCCACGAGACAGGAGCGGCAGUGGACAGUUUCCUGCAGAGAGACCUGCUCCAGGGUCAGAUCUACUACCAGCACUCAGGAGAGGAACAGUUUGAAGACUCCUUCGACUUCACGCUGUCUGACAGCCACCAGCCGCCCAACCUCUCCCAGACAUAUACGGUGGUGGUCCAUGUUUUCCCCGUGAAGGACCAGCUGCCAGUGGAGGUCUCUGGCAGUGUUCGCUCUCUGACGGUGAAGGAGACGGAGGUGGUUUAUAUCACCGAGGCUCACCUCCACUUCAUAGACAGAGAGCAUCCAGAGACUGACCUCACCUACGUCAUCACUCAGCCCUGCUUCAGCCCCCUGCAUCCUGGGCUGAUGGAUGCAGGGCGCCUGUUCUACACAGACAGCACCAACACCAUGAAGAAAGACCACAUGGUGCCCAUACUGAAGUCCUUCACACAGCAUGCAGUGAACCACAGGAAGGUGGCCUUCAUGCCCCCAGUAGAAGACAUUGGCCCGCAGCCGCUGUUUGUCCAGUUCAUCUUCUCCGUCAGUGAUCACCACGGUGGCACCAUCUCUGGCCUCCUCCUCAACAUCACCGUCACUCCGGUGGACGACCAGGCACCAGAGGCCUUCACCAACCUGCUGCAGGUGGAGGAGGGUGGAGGAGCCUUUGUGACAGAGGGGCACCUCCUGGUCCAGGACCGGGACACCAGGAAGGAGGCGCUGAGGGUGGUGGUUCAGAGGACGGCUCUUCACGGCUGGCUGGAGCUUCAGGGCCAGACGCUGUUGCAGGGAGACACGUUCACCCUGCAGGAUCUGAGAGGACUCCGACUCAGGUACAUCCAUGACGACUCUGAGACCGCUGAGGAUGAAGUUGGGCUGACGGUGACAGACGGUCUGAACUCUGCUGAUGUGGUCCUGCCCAUACAAGUCCUGCCGAUGAACGACGAGCCUCCCCAGCUGGGUGCAGGUCUGCGGGGGGAGCUGAGCUGUGAGGAGGGGGGCCGGGUCCAGGUGACGGUGGACUACCUGUCGGCCACAGACCGGGACAGCGACGACUCCAGACUGACCUACAUGCUGGCCCGCAGUCCAGGCAGAGGGGAGCUGCAGAGAGCUGGACUGGCCGUGGACAAGUUCUCCCAGCAGGACCUGCUGCAGGGACACAUCUACUACGUCCACACAGGAGGAGAGAUCGGCCCCGAGCCAGUGGUUGACACCGUCACCCUCAUCAUUUCUGAUGGCGAGGCUGGAGGGAUGGAAGGCUGUUGCCAUGGAGAUACCCCGCCCCCGCCCAUACCCCUCCAUGGCACACUUCCUGUUUAUGACCUCAACAUCACUGUCCUUCCUGUUGACAACAAAGUCCCCACCGUCACCCUGGGUGAAUCCAUGUUGGUGGUGGAUGAGGGCUCCUCAGCCUGUCUAUGUGUGGGGGUCCUAGGGGCCUGGGACCCGGACAGCCCCCCCAACCAACUGACCUUCCAUCUGGAGACUCCUCCUCUACACGGCUUCCUGGAGAACACGCUGCCAACACCUGGAUCUGAGAAGAGCAACGCAGGAGUCCGAGUCGAAUCCUUCAGCCUCGUCCACCUGACCUCCGGUUUCAUCAACUAUGUCCAAUCAGAACACAAAGGGGUGGAGCCAACAGUCGACCAGCUGUCCAUAAGUGUGAGUGACGGCCUGCACCACUCCGCCCCUGUCCCCUUCUACAUCAUCAUCAAUCCAACCAAUGAUGAGCUGCCCUCUCUGCUGCUCGCCAACUUCACCGUGAAGGAGGGCGGGAUGAGGGAGCUAACUCCAUCAAUACUGAAUGGCUUGGACUUGGACGCCCCUCCAGACCUCCUCACCUUCAGUGUGGUGCAGCCGCCGGCUCACGGCAGCCUGAUCAAUGGCAUCUAUGGUGUGGAGAUGAGCCGCUACAAGGAGAUGGGAACUGAACUCCUGCAGAGGAGCCUCCCCAUCACCUCCUUCAGCCUGGAGGAGCUUCGACAAGGCAUGAAGAUCGUGUACAUGCACGAUGACACCGAAACCCUGAAGGACACUGUGGUUCUGCAGCUGACAGAUGGUGUCCACACAGUCCAGGGGACGGCUCAGGUCACCGUGCUGCCGGUCAACGACGAGAAACCACGACUGCUGAGGAACGUUGGGUUGGAGGUGCUCUCUGGGGAGCACAGGGUGAUCUCCAACGUGGCCCUGGAGGCUGAGGACCUGGACACACCUCCCAGCCAGGUGUACUACUUCAUUAACGCUGCACCACGCUUUGGCAAACUGCAGCUUAAGACAGGGUCGGGUUGGACCGAGCUGUCGGCCAGGCAGAACUUCACUCAGGAUGAUGUGGAGAUGAACCGUCUGUGGUACAAACACACCGCCGCCGCCAACACCCCCGGCUUCAAAGGUCACGACAGCUUCCGCUUCACGCUCAGCGACCUGGACAACGAGCCGCCUGCGCAGAGUUUCUUCAUCUCCAUCCACACUGUGCAGAAAGGUGACAUAGUGCUGCAGAGCAAGGCAGUACAUCUGAGGGAGGGGCAGCGCGUCGUCCUGAACACCAACAUCCUGCUGGCGUCAGACUCGGCGGGGCGCCCAGAGGAGCUGAUCUUCACGGUGUCAGUCGCACCUCGACACGGCCUCGUUCAUGCCGUCCAGCAGCCCGGGGUCCCGCUGAUCAGCUUCACCCAGCUGGACGUGGCUGCGCACCGAGUGUGCUACACCCACGACAACAGCCACGACGCAGAGACCGACUCGUUCAGUUUCGUCGUCACCAACGGUGACUCAUCCCGCAGUGGCACCCUCCACUUCACCAUCGAACAUGGCGAUCGCAUCCCCCCCACCCUCAACCACAACACCGGCCUCCGGCUGCAGGACGGCUCCACUGAGACCAUCACCUCUGACCAGCUGCAGCUCACUGACCCCGACACUGCCACCACCAACCUCACCUACGUCAUCACACAGCCGCCACGCCAUGGUAACCUGCUGCUGAGGGGAGUCCCACUGACACCUCCUCUGAGGUUCACCCAGACGGACGUAGAUGAGCUGAACCUAGCUUACCUACACGGCCCGGGCAGCUCAGUGGAGAUCGACAGGUUCUACUUCCUGCCGAGUGACGGGACCAACAUCGGAUACCUGGAGUUUGGACAGCUGAGAGAGGGGCCCGCAGUGUUUAACAUACAGGUGGAUCGUGUGGACAGAACUCCUCCCAGUCUGACCACCAGGCAGAGUCCCAGCACGGUGGUGGAUCUGGGCGGCGGCCGUUAUGGCAUCUUCAUCACUAACAGACACCUGCAAGCCUCUGACCCCGACAGCCCCACGGAGGAGCUGGAGUUCUCCAUCAGCAGGCCUCCACACAAUGGACACCUGGAGAACAUUCACACAGGAGCCUACAUCAAGGGCCGUUUCACUCAGCGGGACCUGGACCAGCGGGCUCUAGUCUUCGUCCUCCCAGCCGACAUGGAGGUGACGGCCGACAGCUUCCAGUUUCGUCUCACCGACCCGGCAGGAAACGCCAUGCUGCCUGAAAUACUGGAGCUGUCCUGGUCUCGAGUGGAGUUGUCAGCGACCUGCUACAGAACCUGUGAGACAGCGGAGAUGCUUCAGAUCCAGAUCCAACGCAGUGGGAGGAGCAUCGACCCGGCCUACGUGGCUAUCCAGGUGGAGGAAGGAUCGGCCAAACCCGGAAGAGAUUUCACUCACAGCACAGCCGGUCUCAUCCAGUUUGACCCAGGAGUCAGUGUGAAAACCUGGAACAUUUACCUGAUAGAUGACAGACUGGAGGAGAACCACGAGACCUUCACUGUCACCCUGAAAAACCCAAAAAACGCCGUCCUGGGACAGAGGACUUCCGCUAGUGUUGAGAUCAUCGACCCCAGAGGAGGGAGGUGCGACCCAGACAACCUGAGGGUGGAGGAGGAUGAGAAGCGCCUCCGCCCGCCUCCUCCUGACCUCCCCGGGCCAGACGAGGACCCCAUCACCGACAUCGAAGCAGAGCUGCUGUGGGAGAACCAGCCUCACCCUCCCAGAGGAGACGUCCCGAAUCGUUGGCCCUUCCUGGACUACGAAGAGGGGGACCCACAGGACCAGGCGGCCCCCGGCAGGCAGCUCCCGGGGACACGCAAUGGGAGCAACGGACACAGGGUCAGACAUGGAGCACAGAGGUUCCACAGUCUGACUCCUCUCCGGCUGGAGGAGCUGAGGCCGGGCAACACCGCAUGGAGCUGGUCACCUCCGAGCGGCCUCCUGCAGGAGCUCCCAGUUGGAGACGCUCCUCAGAUGGAUCGUCCAUCACCCAGACACCACAUGGAGCUACGCCAACACAAGACAGGGAAGUCUCCCAGCAGCUUGUGUCCAGACGGUUGGACUCACUACAGGAGACACUGUUACAUCCUCAGCUCGUCUGUGGCCACGUGGACCAGCGCUGAGCGAUCCUGCUCCCUGCUGUUUAACAGCAGCCUGACCAGCGUGCAGUCCCGAAGAGACAUGACCUGGCUGUGGAAGUUUGCAGGGAGGAAGCCAUUUUGGAUCGGUCUGUCUGGAGGUCCGGUCCGCUGGAUGUGGGCUGAUGGUCGGUCCGUGUCCUUCUCCAGACUGAAGUGGGCACCGCUGGACCACAGCAAGUCCGAGGUCAGCUCAGACUGCAUGCUGGCUGAAAACCCCAGAAGCUGGAUCUCCACCAGCUGCUCUGCUGAAACUCAGCACACAUUCAUAUGUUCAUCGCCGGCUCACGCUCACUGAGAGGCACUCGGCAUAUUUACUGCUAUCAUCACCACAACCUGUGUGAAUGCUGCCUUUAAGUCAUAUUUAAUGUUACGCAACGAUGCUGCUCUGUACAUUAGUUUUUAUAUUUGACAUAAUAAAGAUUGUUGC
Monopterus albus (swamp eel) is the source of this 6831-nucleotide messenger RNA. It is a transcript of the gene frem1b, whose product is annotated as Fras1 related extracellular matrix 1b. The coding region runs from base 322 to 6699 and encodes 2125 amino acids. NCBI's taxonomy places the organism in Eukaryota, Metazoa, Chordata, Actinopteri, Synbranchiformes, Synbranchidae. Gene Ontology annotation, biological process: anatomical structure morphogenesis; cell communication. The record is from RefSeq and is a predicted model, not a curated record. The transcript is spliced from 36 exons. Gene Ontology annotation, cellular component: membrane.